Messenger RNA from Prorocentrum cordatum, 537 nucleotides. NCBI's taxonomy places the organism in Eukaryota, Dinophyceae, Prorocentrales, Prorocentraceae. The record is from the annotation of a GenBank genome assembly.
GUGCCCGCCGCCGCCCCUGUUGGGCUACAGCUCGCCGCUUCGGGCUGGACAGGCGGGGCGCAGCAGCAAGGGGCCUUGGAGUACGGGGCCUCCGACUUGCCCAAGCUCCGGGAGUUGGUGCGCACCUUCGCCUCCCUCGGCGACAAGCGGCAGGAGCAGCACUACCGUCGGCUGGUGGAACAGCUCGAAGCCGCAGCCAGACCGCCUGCACCGCCGACGGUCGGGGCGGCCAAGCACGCGCUGGGCCAGGCGCGGGUUCAACUCGACCGAGCGGUGGCGGCGGCGGAGCUCGAACAGCAGCUCGACGCGGCCAAGCAUGAUGCCAUCGAGGCGCAUGCCAACUUCACGGAGUGCGAGCGCAAGUACCAGGAGGCGGUCAAGGCGCUCCAGGCGGAGGGCGAGAAGCAAGAGCUGGAGGCCCGCAAGGCGCAGGUCCUUCAGAUCUUCCGGGAGGCGGCCAAGACCGCCUUCGGCUCAGCCAAGGAAAAGGCUGCGACGCUGGUGGACGAGCAAAAGGCCUUCACGAAACGCAUGGAG